AACGAGUCAUGUCAUGAUUAGCGGCCAUGUUGAAUUUCUUGCAACGCAGGAAAUGUCAGCUGGCGGUUGCCGUAAUUAUUCACUGUAAAAUCUGUGAUAAAAGAUUUACUAGAAAAGUUUGCUGUGAUAUAUCAUUAAAAUCUGCGAGACAAUAACACAAUGGUAGAAUGUUGAUAUAAAGUGAAAAUAUGAAAUUGUUGUGUCAAAGGUGGCAUGCGAUUUCACUUGCAUUUUUAUGGUUUGUGACGAGAUAAAAUGCUUAAAACUCUGACUGAACUGUCCUAAUUAUUGUUUAUUUUCAUUAAAUUAUUAUUUAAGUGUUAAUAUAAAACAGAGUGUGUCAUUACGUCGACCCUAAAUCUGAAGGAAAUUGCACCUGUCGUCUUCGAACAUUUGUGAUAACUGCUCAACAGGAAUCUCCAGGAAGAUAAUUUAUUUAUUUUGGAUACAAACAACAUAAACUACACAAAAUGAACGGUUCAGAAUCCGGGUUCAACCCGGCAUUUAACAUUGCCACCAUAAAACAAGUAGUUAAUGAAGCAAUUGAAAGAGUCGCGCCGGUUUCAGUGCGGAUGCAGACGCCCACGCGGCUCAGAGAUCUGAUCCGUCAGAUCCGCGCGGCACGGACCGCCGCGGAGGAAAGAAGCGUGGUCAACAAGGAGUGCGCUUAUAUACGGUCCACGUUCAGGGAGGAGGAUAGUGUGUGGAGAUGUCGCAACAUAGCGAAACUCCUAUACAUCCACAUGCUGGGCUACCCAGCGCACUUUGGCCAGCUCGAAUGCCUCAAGCUGAUAGCCAGUCCUCGGUUCACGGACAAACGCGUGGGGUACCUGGGAGCCAUGUUGUUACUGGACGAACGGCAAGACGUACAUCUGCUGAUCACGAAUUGCUUGAAGAAUGACCUAAACAGCAACACGCAGUUCGUAGUCGGUCUAGCGCUAUGCACGCUAGGUGCGAUCGCGUCACCAGAAAUGGCACGGGACCUCGCGUCAGAAGUGGAACGCCUCAUAAAGUCCCCAAACGCGUAUAUAAAGAAGAAAGCGGCACUAUGCGCGUUCAGGAUUAUAAGACGAGUCCCGGAUCUGAUGGAAAUGUUCCUACCGGCCACUAGGAGUCUGCUGACUGAGAAGAAUCAUGGUGUGCUUAUCACCGGCGUGACCCUCAUCACGGAAAUGUGCGAGAACAGUCCGGACACGCUUAACCAUUUCAAAAAGAUUGUGCCGAAUUUGGUGAGGAUAUUGAAGAACUUGAUCCUGGCUGGUUAUUCACCGGAGCAUGAUGUCAGCGGUGUCUCCGAUCCAUUCCUACAGGUGAAAAUCCUCCGUCUCCUCCGGAUACUGGGCAAGAACGACGCGGAAGCGUCCGAAGCGAUGAACGACAUACUCGCCCAAGUGGCCACCAACACGGAGACGAGCAAGAACGUCGGCAACACUAUAUUAUACGAAACUGUGCUCUCCAUCAUGGACAUUAAGUCGGAGAGUAGCUUGCGCGUGCUAGCCAUCAACAUACUCGGACGGUUCCUGCUGAAUAACGAUAAGAAUAUCAGAUACGUGGCACUGAAUACGUUGCUGAGGACGGUACAUGUUGAUACGUCUGCGGUGCAGAGACACAGGACUACUAUAUUGGAGUGUUUGAAAGAUCCGGACGUAUCGAUCCGACGGCGGGCGAUGGAGCUAUCCUUCGCGCUAAUCAACGGGCAGAACAUUCGCGCCAUGAUGAAGGAGCUGCUUGUGUUCCUGGAGCGGUCGGACGCGGAGUUCAAAGCGCACUGCUCCAGUGCGAUGGUGCUGGCCGCUGAGAGACACGCGCCCAGCAGCAAGUGGCAUUUGGAUACGCUGUUCCAGGUGUUGUUGAAGGCGGGCAACUACCUCCGCGACGACACAGUGUCGAACACGAUCCAGAUAGUGUCCGCGGCGCCGGGCGAGCGGCAGGCGUACGCGGCCAUGCGGCUCUGGGUGUCGCUCGAGCGGAGCGCCGUCUGCGGCGACGCCACCGAGAAGCAGCCGCUCGUGCAGGUUGCCGCUUGGACGAUAGGCGAGUACGGCGACAUGCUGGUGUCGGAGGCCAGUAACGCCAUAUCCAUGGUCGAUGAUGAUGGAGUCGACGAGUUCACUCGGCCGUCAGAGGAGUACGUGAUCGACGUGUACCAGAAGCUCUUGUGGUCGACACAAUUAUCCAUAACUACCAAGGAGUACUUGCUGUUAUCUCUGGCCAAGCUGUCCACGAGAUUCACUACGCAGCCGAGUCAGGAUAAAAUCCGCGUGAUCAUAGACACGUUCGGCUCUCACAUACACAUCGAACUGCAGCAGCGAGGCGUCGAGUUAUCACAGCUAUUCAGGCAGUACGCGAGCCUGCGGCCGGCGUUACUGGAGCGCAUGCCGGCGAUGGAGGGCGGGGCUGCGGGCGAGCGCGACGACAGCGACGCGGAGCCCGAGCCCGCGCUCGCCGGCCCGCCGCCCGACCAGGACGCGUUACUGGAUCUCAUCAUCGGUUCAGAGCCGCUGUCCAAUGGUGAUGUGGAACACGCAGCGCCCGCCGCUAACAACAAUACUAGCACCAAUGACAUUCUCGAUCUACUAAGCGGUCUCGACCUGAGCGCGACCAGCACUAUGCCCACGAGCGCGCCCGUGAGCGCAAUGAGCGGAAUGAGCGCGAUGAGCGGAGUGAGCGGCCUCAACAACAACAUGGCGCCCGCUUUGUUGGAUGGACUGUUUGGAGCGCCAUCCACGGUUACUAAUGUUGCGGAGCCACCUGAGACGAUAGUAACGGCGCUAGAGCGCAACGGUCUCGUCGUGCAGCUGCACGUGCGGCGCGGCGGCGAGACGGCGGCGCUCACGAUGCGCGCGCACUCCACCGCGCCCGCCGCCAUCACCGACUUCCUCUUCCAGGCGGCCGUGCCGAGGACUUUCCGAUUGGACAUGAUGUCGCCGUCGGGUAGUGUGCUGACGCCACAGGGCGAGAUCACGCAGCAGUUGAAAGUCACCAACCCCUCCAAGACACCACUGCGUCUCCGGAUAAGGGUGUCAUACACGAUGGACGGCAAUCCUGUACUAGAGCAGGCGGAGGUGAACAACUUCCCGCCGGACCUGUUCAACUGACACGGCCCUCGGGACGCUUGGCCCGCGGGGCACGGCCCACGGGACACGUGACCCAAGGGCACAUGGCCCAAGGGACGCGUGACCGAUGAGACACGGGGCACGUGACCUGCGGGAUAUGGCCAAGGGACACGUGGCCGAUGAGACACGGGGCACGUGACCUGCGGGAUAUGGCCAAGGGACACGUGGCCGAUGAGACACGGGGCACGUGACCUGCGGGAUAUGGCCAAGGGACACGUGGCCGAUGAGACACGAGGCACGUGACCUGCGGGAUAUGGCCCAAGGGAUGCAGCCGAAGGACACACGGAUGGUGGCGCUCGGCCUAUGGGAUACUGUCCGUGCGACCAUGAUAGAAUAUGUGACACGUGGACCAAGGUUGUGAGUGAGCAAAGUGGCUAAUGGGACAAGUUGCUAACGAGCAAAGUGGUUCACGGACCAAGUUGUUUGUUAACCAAAUUGCUCGUAAGCAUAUUUCCCAUGAGCAAUAUUGCCUGCGGGCCAAGUUGCUCAUAAGCAAAGUGACUCACGGGCCAAGUCGCCCAUUAGCAAGUUUGCUUAUGAGAUAAGUUACCCAAGUGCAAUGUGGCACUUGAGCCAAGUUGUUCAUGAACAAAAUGGCCUAUGGGACAAGUUACUAAUAGGCAAAGUGGCCCACUGGCUAAGCCCCUCGUUAGCCAAGCGGCUCAUUAGCAAAACGGUCCACGGGGCCACGAAGCUACUAGCCGUACGACGAGUGUCACCGGUCUGUGGGGACGCACGGACACACGGACAUAUGGAUAGUGUCAGAUACUUUUGUGAAUGUUACUAUUAUGAUGUGAUGA
Molecule: messenger RNA, 3916 nt
Organism: Colias croceus (clouded yellow)
Lineage: Eukaryota; Metazoa; Arthropoda; Insecta; Lepidoptera; Pieridae
Gene: AP-1gamma
Product: AP-1 complex subunit gamma-1
Exons: 19
Coding region: 471-3098 (875 amino acids)
Biological process (GO): intracellular protein transport; receptor-mediated endocytosis; Golgi to vacuole transport
Cellular component (GO): AP-1 adaptor complex; membrane coat; Golgi apparatus
Molecular function (GO): clathrin-cargo adaptor activity
Source: RefSeq, a predicted model, not a curated record